AUGACUUUAAAAUAUGUCAAAACACUGAGCCAGCAAGAUGGCUCAGCAGACAUAUGGAUAGAGGAGAAAGCCCACGGUGACUGUGAAGGCCUCACACCACGUAUGUCAAUUUCUCCUGAGGGUCAUGAAUUUAGUCUAAAAAGAGAACACACGCUAACAUCAGGAACAGUCAAGGCCAAGCUAGGUGGGCCAGCUCAGACUGCUGAGAAUGAAGCGGGUGAGGUCGAGCACAGAGAGAUCCUUCUGCGCAUGCCCUGAAAAGUAUGCGUGCAUUUCCACAAGGUCCACUACGCUAACAGCUGCACAGAGACUACCAAAUUCCGAAUUGCUCUUAAAAUUGCUCUAGAACUGCUGACGGCUGCAAACUUCCUAGAUUGUUAA
Messenger RNA from Meriones unguiculatus (Mongolian gerbil), 381 nucleotides. RefSeq names its product elongin-C-like. Gene Ontology annotation, molecular function: protein-macromolecule adaptor activity. Gene Ontology annotation, cellular component: elongin complex. Lineage: Eukaryota; Metazoa; Chordata; Mammalia; Rodentia; Muridae. Gene Ontology annotation, biological process: ubiquitin-dependent protein catabolic process. The record is from RefSeq and is a predicted model, not a curated record.